Messenger RNA from Naegleria fowleri, 1623 nucleotides. RefSeq lists its product as uncharacterized. NCBI's taxonomy places the organism in Eukaryota, Heterolobosea, Eutetramitea, Acrasida, Naegleriidae. The transcript has a single exon. Bases 1 to 1623 code for a protein of 540 amino acids. The record is from RefSeq and is a predicted model, not a curated record.
AUGACCCCAACGUCUGUCUCUUCCAUACCAUCGUUACGUGUUCUCUCUCACCUUAACAAUCAUGUGGUGUACACACUCUUUCUUCUUCUGCAAAUUCUUCUCCUCAUUGAGUUAUUCACCUUUUCCAAUGCUCUUUCCAUUCGAGUCGGAACUUUAAAUCAUCCAAAUGCAAAGUCUUAUCUUCAACGUUCAUCACACCAGAACGUUUCAUCCAGUCCGCCACCUGUAGGAAGUCUUAUUAGGUUACAAGGAGGAGGAGGAGGAGGAUGGAAUCAAGUGAAUCUCAAUAGCCAACAAUCGAGACUCUUCCGAUAUCAACAACAUCAUCACCCCCAUUCAGAAUUUUCCAUCUCACUCUCGAAUGAUACAUCCAAGGCGCUACUCCUGGAAGAAUCUUCCUUUCUUUUGGAUACUGCUCAAAACCGAUUACUCUUUCUUGAGAGAACCAUUGCCAGCCGUGAUCAUGAUGAAAAGACUCAACUUGUUGACAAGGACUCUUUGUUAUCAACUGUGUUGGGAUUUGUGGAUUUAAAGAGUCUCCGCCAUGGUAUUCUAAAGGAGGCCAACCUUUCUUACGAGUUGCAAAUGUUAGAUUCCGAUGUGGUGAUGCCACUUCCAGUACUGGAUCGAUUUGGAAAUUACUAUGUCGUGAGAAAGAAUGUGUUCAAUGGGAGGAAUUAUUUAUUGAAAUUUUCAAACUCUUCCAAAACUACUACCUCACCAGCCACUCAAGAGUCACUAAUUCGCGAGGAUUGGACCAUUCUAUUCGAAAGUGAUGGUCUCAUGGAAGUCAUGCACGGUUUGUUGUUAUUUGAAGAUUCAGACUCAUCGAAAGUUCUUCUCUCGACCAGUCGACAAGUGUUGUGUUUGAAUAGUGACACCAAGCAAAUCUUGUACCAAAUUCCAAGUUUGUCAAGUAAGGGAUAUUUCGGCCAAUUGAUUCGAGAUUUGGAGAGUCCCUUUGUGUUUGCAUCCGUGUAUGGAGGAUUGGUGCAGUUUGAAAUUGCAAGUGGAAGAGUUAUUUCACAAACGAGUGUUGACACUUCGUUAGUCCCGCAUCAUGUGAGUUCCUUGAAUGAUUACAUGUUGGCCUUGUCACAAUUUAGGACAAUGGAUGGACCCAUGAUCUUUGCAACUGCUUUUUUAAAAACAAAUCUUUCGCAGGCAACUCAGUCUGUAGCGUUGACAACAGACAGGCCAGGUGAAUGUUCCAAUGCCAUUGCUUUUCCCAAUAACAAUGUGGUGAUUUUGAUUCGAACUAAACAGGAAGAAGAUGCCACAAAGAACCAAUAUAGAUUGCUUGGUAUGCAAGUCAAUCUAGAAUCGUCUCGAAUUGAAACGAUAUGGACAGUGGAUGUGACAAAACAAGUUCAAGUGUCAAAUGUCUGCGCAUUGCAAAUAGCUGCAGCUCCUUCUGUAGAUCAUGCCAGUACUGUUGUUGUGGCAUGUGACAGUGGUCUUUUGCUAAUCGAUGUUUCGAAUGGAGAAAUAUCAGGAAGAAAGAUGUCACUUGAGCAACCCUUAGUGGACAGUGAGCAGACACAAAUAGUGACCACCCAAAAUGGAAUGAUUUACAUGCUUCAACCUCGUUUAUUACGUAUCGAUGGUGUUUCUCUGUCAUAG